Molecule: messenger RNA, 1038 nt
Organism: Monosiga brevicollis MX1
Lineage: Eukaryota; Choanoflagellata; Craspedida; Salpingoecidae
Exons: 4
Coding region: 32-787 (251 amino acids)
Biological process (GO): actin crosslink formation; parallel actin filament bundle assembly
Cellular component (GO): cortical cytoskeleton
Molecular function (GO): calcium ion binding; actin filament binding
Source: RefSeq, a predicted model, not a curated record
CGCAUUCUUCUUGCCCCAAAUAACCUGCAUCAUGCCCCCCAAGGAGGAGAAGCCCCCGCUCACGGAGGAGGAGAUCCGCGAGAAGUUUGAUGAGGUGACGGCGACUUCCAUCGAUGCGCAGGCCAAGACUUUUCUUCGCGCCUUUGUCUCCGAGUUCUCGGGCAAGUUUGAGGAGGUUCUGGACCUUGCUGAAGAGUUUAAGAAAUAUGCCCCCGAUACUGGCGUGGUUCGCGAGCUGGAAGAGGACAAGGCGCACCUCUUCCUCGAACGCCGCGGCGAAACGCUCACCGUCAAGGAGCUUCGUGACGCUCUGAAGGAGAUUGAUCUCGACAGCAACAACCGUGUCAGCUUUAUCGAGUACUGCAUGUACAAGUAUGAGAAGAAGCUGCCCGAGCUGUUUGAGGAGAAGGACCAUCAGAUUGAGCACCUUUUGCGUGCCCUCGAGGCUGCCAUUGAUGCUUACCAGCAAGCCCUUGCCGAGAAGCAGGCCCGCGAAGAAAAGAUCAAGCAAUUGGAGGCCCAAGCCGAGCAGGGUGGUGUCAAGGGCAUGCGUGCCAAGGCUGAGCUCGAGGCCAUGCGCAACGAGGAUCAGCUCGAGCGCAACAAGCGUGAAAUUCAAGCCGGUGCUAAGCAACGGGCAGCCCAAAAGGCCGUCGACAAUGGCGACCCCUAUGCUGAGGAACAGAAGCGCCUGGCUGCCGAGAAGAAGAAGCGCGAGGAAGAAGAGAAGAAGCAGCGCGCUGAAGCCCGGGCACGUCUUGCUGAGAAAGCAAAGCUCUGGAACUGAGUUCACCCACUGCAUCUUUGCAUGUCAACAUUUGCACGCGAUAUAAUUUUUUUUUUCUUGGGACGGGUGGGGGGGAAACCACCCACACUCAUCCGCAUUCUUCUUGGUUUUAAGCCUGCCUGUGUCUCGCUCUCCCUUUUUUGCCGACGCAUCAUGUUUGUGACGCUCUCGCCCCACGCCUGCAAUGCAGCCGGUUUUCUUUGAAAAAGACCAUUGGGGAGGCAGGCAACCUUGUUCAAUCUAUAAACAAU